GUAUAAGAUUUAAAUUUAAUUAAGGAAGUCUGGAUGUAAUUGGCCCUUUAGAUUGUCAAAACCAUCGACAACAAAUCUAUCAAAUGCGUUGGUUUUGUCCCGUUUCUAAACAGAUCUGUCACAUUCUAAUUAAGUAUGCUCGUCUCAUUAUAGUCUCGUCUCAUCUCGACUCGCGACAGUCGCGACUCUCAUUCUUAUUAUCAUUUGUCGCAAUAUCUGAAUAAUAAAAUGACUGGAAUUGUAUAAGUCAUAUUAAAAACGUCUUUUUUGUUUUUGUUUGUAAUUUAAAUGACAAAUACAUAAUUCUCAGAACUUUGUUUUGUUUAUCAAGACGAUGUAUUUUGACUUGGUAUAAGUUUUAAGACGUAUGCUUUUUGGUGAUCCAUUUGUAAGCUUUAGGUUUAUUCCUAUUUAGGCGAUAAUUUAUAAAUAUGGUGGAAGUGAGUAAGUUUUGGUUCGACAAGGCCUGUGGGCACCGGGAGUGUCACAACUUAAUCCAUCCAUGGACUUACAAGUGUAGUGAUGCGACAAUAAGCAUGCUAGCAAGUAACAUUAAAGGGGCUUACAAAUUCUAUGCCAUGGUAUACCUGAUUCAAAUAUUGAUGAAAGGCAAGAAACUGACUAAGGAAGAGAUGCUGGAACAGUUUAAGCUGUAUCUUAAGUCUGGAGUAUUUGGCCUUACUGUUGGUAGCUCUUUUGUCACACUGAACUGCAUAUUCAGGAAAUUGUUCUUCAGCGAGUUCACUUACUAUAAGACAGUAUUGCUACCCUGCACCAUCAGUGGGCUUGCAGUGUACUGUGAACCACCGUACCGAAGGGUGAUGGUUGUUAACCUUUUCGUUAACUUGGUAUUUGAAUAUUGGUUAAGGACAUUAGAAAUGAAGGGAUGGCUCCGACGUUCCCCUGGCAGGGAAACGCUUAUCUUCAUGCUUGGAAGUGCUGUCUUCUUCUAUCUAAUGCGAAAAGAACGAGAUAAUCCGAAACGGACUCCUUUGUUUUGGUUCUUCACGCCUCCCCGCGUGUCGAAGGAAGUAGGCGAGCCGGUGGAGGGUGUUGGAGGCAGGAGUCCGGCCUGUCCCCACGCGGGGAAUUGUGUCAACUACGUGUUGAAGGGCACAGCGCAGCUAUUCGGCGUCGGCUGCGCAAUGACGAUGCUCCGGCAGAUCAUCCCGAAGAUACUGACUCCGGCUAAAGCGUUCAAGUCUUUGAAGUUCUCGCAUAUGAAACUUGGCAUUUUCUUCGGAGGUUACAUUGGAAUUUAUAGGUUGAUAGUGUGCCUGCUGUGCCGCGCGCACGGGCGCGACAGCGCGCUGUGGGCGCUGCCCGCGGGCUUCCUCGCCGGCGCGGCCUUCCGCGUGGCGCCCUCCACGCCCAUCGCACUAGCGCCGCUCACCUCCACGCUGCAGAUCCUGGGCUCGUGGGGCUACCAGAAAGGCCUCAUCCCCGAGAACCUGCCGUUAGUUGAGCUCUUAUACUGCCUGUGCCAAGGCCUGCUGUUCCACGCGCGGGUCAUGCACGAAGACGUCUGUCCACGCUACAUCAUCAACUUGAUGCACACCGUCACUAGUAACCGAGCCGAUGAAAUCCAGAAAGGUUUUGUACAAAAAGUUUUGAAAGCACUAUAAUAGUAUACAUACACAAAAUUGAAAUUAUUUAUUUUUAGGAAAAUGUAACGCUACAUUAUAUAUAACAUUACAAUAUUAUUUAUGUUACGACUUACGAUGUUAAAUUACUUAGCGAUGCUGUGAUGAUUACGUUAUUAUUUGUGGUACAGGGUUAAUUUUAAUUUGGUGUUCUGUUUUGUUGUUAUGUUGACGGUGUUUGGUAAUUUGUAUUUAUUUUAUAAGGAAUUUUGUGAGGAUAUUCAAAUAUUAGUAAAUCACUUCAAUAUCGAUGAUACUAAUCUCUAAUUUUAAGUGUUUGAUACCAAAUGCUCCUCAUAAAACAGUUGCUGUUUCCAUAUUAAAUAUUAUCAAUGGUUGCCUUACAAGGGUGAUGGUAGGUGUAAGAUUUAAGAUCAGUGGCGUAGAAUAUAUUAGUUAUUAUUUUAGUGAAUACCGCGUAAAACUAGUAGUGCUUAAUUAUUUAAGAUGUAGGGAAAACUACAGCCCUACCGGGCCUACCGCUCAACUCAGAAGGCUCGUCAGGAAGAUGCACGGUAGUUCUUCAAAAGCUAAAAGAAAGUAGCUUAGUUUGGGACUAAUGGUUAAAAUUUUCUGCUAACUGGGCCGAUGUCGAUUUUUUCCCCUUAGAUUUGGACAAAAUUUGGCUGAUUUCUUCUACCUAGUGUUAUCCCGGCCUGCCGCGAUCCUGCUGCGUGCUCUCUCGUGUGAGCCCGUUUACGCUCAUAGAGUCUGGCUACUUGAAUAUUACAUAAAUGUAUGGCGAAAAAUUCAAAAAAUCUUGGGCUGGUCACACUUUGUGUAGUAGGAAUUAUAGUUUUGAUGCUGAAAAAUAUUUUCUAUUUUCUGUGUACACGUAUGGUACCUAAAGAAAUAAGUUAAAUAUACGUUGACGUGCUCUCAAAGUCAGCUCGCAUAAUUUCUACCACUAUGUAAAGUACAAAUGUUAUAUCAAUUUACUACUGACCAGUCACUUCACAGAUUUCUUGUAAAUAUUGGUUUUCAGUAACUCGUUACGUUCCCAUGUUUUGAUUUUAUUGAUAUUUUCCAGAAAUUCUGGUUUAUCCGUUUCUUUACACACUUACGACUAUUCAUGAGAUUCAGGUAUUAACAAAUUUCGGUUUAAAGAGUAUUUAUUGUCUGAAGAAAUUACAAAAUUUACGUACUUAAUCAAUGUUAUAAGCAAAUGUUAGAACUAGUACUUAAAGUAUCAAAAUAUUAUUAUUUUUAGAGCACCAAUCCACUAAAUUGUUUACAUCUUGUAAACAUAGCAGUUUUUCGUUAUACAACGCUUCAAUUUCAACGCUUCGCUUUCGUUAUACGAUAGUUGGCGGACCUCACUCGGUAUAGUCAUUAUUAAUAUUAUUUAACAUAAACCCCUUAAAAACCGCGAACAAUUUGAAUGAAUGACAUAAAUUGACAACAGACUUUUAGCUUUUUUUUUUAAAUCAUAAACAUUGGUGACCACAAGGAAAUAUCUGUCAACAAUAUUUGGCCAGCCAGACACUAUCUGCUUUCAUGACAUCAAGUCAAACCAUCGCUUUUACGAAAAUAUCAUACGUUUUCGUAACUUAGAGGAAGAUUUUUUAGGACAGACGGUGAAAGUGCGCUUAUAUUGUAUAGAAUAGGAAACUAUCUAUUCACUAAAUUUAUUCGAAUUCGGUUGAAACAAAAAAUUCGACAACAAAUUUAAAAUCGACUCAACAGCAUCACACAAAUCAGUUGCAAACCGCCAAACUUAAAGAAAUCACAGUGAACUAUAAUAAAUUCACAUUCCAUAAGAAGAGUGAAUUGAGCGGUAGUCCUAGUGAUAACAUGGUUUUAUGAAUACUUUGCCACUGGUCAGUAUAGACAAUUAUUGAUAGAUAUAAAUAUAGAGCUACAAAACAUCGAAUAGAAGCCAAGGACCAUGGGCAACUUUGUAUGGAGCCUGGUCUAAAAACCAACAGAAAUAAGAGUUAGGUUAUUACUCAUUAGAUAGGUAUUCAGUGUCCAAAUAAGUAAAUUAAUUGCUGCAGGGUAGAUGUUCGCACACGCGUUCGCCGUGCUCACACAGCGGUGGACUCUAUCGCCUAGGUAAUAAGAGUUAUGACAUUUUGACUAAAAUGGAAAUAUCUCAAUUCUGCAAUGGAAUUCCGCUUGGUGCCCAUAGAACGAAAUGAAGUACAUAUAAUUACCUAAUUCUCAACUCUGUUGGUUUUUGAACCAUUAUAACGCAUAGUCCUUUUACCUUAGGUAUAUUGUCUUGAUUGUCAUUGAUGAAUGCUCGAAACAUGUACACUACGCAACUAUAUCACAAAAUAUGUGUUUAUUUUAUAUUAAGUACACAGAUACGAUUAUUUACUGUGUAUGCCUUGAAAAAGAUUUUAUUAAUUUGACCGUCGUUUAGUGCUUUUGAUUUUUCGAGUAAUCAAUGUGUCAGAGAUCAUGACAUAAAUAAUGAAUGGUCCAAUCCGUAUUGAAGCGGUAAAGGGGAGGGCUGGAGUUAAAGACUAAAUUAACGAGAUUAUAUUCAUGCUAUCGUGAAAUUGGACAUAAGUUUGGAAAAAAACUAUUUAUUGCACCCUUAUUAUUAUAAGACUUCGUACUGCAAAGUUAGACUGCUUGCUUCCAAAGUGAAGACUGCCCAAAAAACAAAUUAUAAUAUAUACACAAUGAAAGUUAUAAUCCUGUAUGUUUUAUCUGAGUAUUACGAGUAAAAAAAAUAUUUAAAAAGCGCUUGUCGAAUCCCUUAAGCGGUUCUAGAAUACUGUGUUACAUAAAAAAAAAAUGUAAAUCUUUUUAAAGCCACGGACAGACAAAAGACAAUUGUCUUACGGCACGUGUUGCCAGCGACGUCGGGUGAAAUGCCGCGAUGUUGCUGGACUUCGAUCAACAUGUCGGGCGACAUUGCGCGCCUUACAUUGAUGUCGAGCGAAGUCCGAUAACGUUGUGGCACUGCACCCGACGUCGCUGGCGACGUGCCGUGUGACAAUUGUCCCUAAUCUACCCGUGGUUUCAAGCACACCGAAUCUACUAAAACUGUAGCGAAAGAAAUUAACUGGACGAAUGACAUUCUGUUAUAUCAAGGUCACAUAGCCACAAAAUUACAUGGCCUUUUUAUGAAUGAAUUAAUGUACGUAAACCAUCCAUUACGUAGCUCCCUGUACGUAAUGGAUGGUUUAAGUUAUUCAUUCGUGACAUUAACGCCUGCAUUGAUCAUAUGUUCUCUUCUAUACGUGUCUUAAUCAUUUGGCAACUUUACCAUUGCUUUUCUACCUCACUAUUUGUUCGUGUUUAGUUAACCUAUAAAGAAAGACAAGCCAUAAGUAGCUAAUGUGUCUCUUUGUAAUAAAUUAUAUUUACAAAUGGUUAAGUAAUUUGAACAAUAAAACACAAGGUGUAGGGUGUAGGUAUUUGCUAUGUAGUAGAACGUUCAUAUCUGAACAUUGAAACGUUAAUUUAUGAUAUAAUGUUAAAGUUUUUAACAAAUUCAGUGCCAGCGCUUGCUACGCGCUACGCUACAAGGGAAAAUGCGUAUGUUGCGAAAAGCGACUACGGACUGAGCGCCCGCCUGGCGGGUUGCUGGCCUUGAAUUCGUUAAAUAACAAAUAAUAUAAACGUAGAUUAUGUCUGAGUAGAGCGAUAUUGAAAACUUUAACUUUGUAUCAUAUAUUGAAGUUUAAUUUAACCUCGUGGCAUUACAAUAAGGCUUACAAAAAGUUACAAACGAUCGUAGAAACAAUGACAAUCAUGCUACGGUGGAGACUGAUCAUGUUGCUUACAACUUCAUAGGCUACGAAGAUUAUCAACUAAUCUGUGUAUAGAUGUAGUGAACGAUCCUUCCCCAUCACAUUUUCAUGGAAACGUACGUACGUGUUAUGCUAUUUCAGUCUCAGUACAAAAAGUACUGAGGUUGACUGAAGUGACAAAUAAAUACGAAUGAUUCCGAGAAAAUAUGAUGGGUAAGAAUUAUUCAGUUCAUCUGUUAAGUCGCUCUCAAAUAAAUCUCUAAGCACAUAACAUAAACAACAGCGAAUAUUUAUUUCAACACGAUUCUAUUUUAGCAUCCUGUAAAAGUUUUAAUAGCAUCUGACUUUACGGUUACAUGUACAGAUGUAAUGAAUAAUCCUUUCCCAUCGUAUUUUCACGGAAACGUACGACCGUGUCUUGCUAUUUCAGUCAGUCUCGAUACAAAAAGUACUGAGGUUGAUUGAAGUAACGUGACAAAUAGGUACGAACGAUCCAAGAAAAUACGAUGGGAAAGGAUUAUUCUACGGAUUAUUCACUACAUCUGAACAAGAAUUGCAUUUAUGACAUUUUUAAAAGUAAUAGAACUAUAGCACAAAUAAUGAAUCUAAGUCGAAUAUUAAUUAGCAAUUUUCUAUAUUUAUUUGUACCGAUAAGCACAAGUUCGGUUUGGGAUUAUUGUUCUUUAAUGAUUACAAAUUGUUCUCUUAGUGAUUGUUAUAUUUUUGUAAUAAAAUGUCUUUUUAUAACAAA
Messenger RNA from Cydia pomonella (codling moth), 6104 nucleotides. Its product is annotated as transmembrane protein 135-like. The coding region runs from base 432 to 1625 and encodes 397 amino acids. Lineage: Eukaryota; Metazoa; Arthropoda; Insecta; Lepidoptera; Tortricidae. The transcript has 9 exons. The record is from RefSeq and is a predicted model, not a curated record.